Molecule: messenger RNA, 1613 nt
Organism: Parathielavia appendiculata
Lineage: Eukaryota; Fungi; Ascomycota; Sordariomycetes; Sordariales; Chaetomiaceae
Exons: 5
Coding region: 161-1582 (473 amino acids)
Source: RefSeq, a predicted model, not a curated record
AGUCUUUCUUUGAGUUGCUCUGCUGGCGUGCUAUCUGUGAAUAGCGUCGUUCCUUACCUUUCUACUUUCCUUUCGUUUCUUGACCAGCCUGCUGUGCGGGACUCUAUUCCCUUCUUGGCCUCUGGAGCACCCCUUGACCACACGUUCUCUCCCUUGCGACAUGGUCUCUACCCUCUCUUCACUGCUCGCCUUGGCCGCCUUGGCUGGUGCCACUCCCCUCCGUUCUCGAGCCGUGGAUUCAUUGAAUGAAGAAGCCACUGCAGAAGCCCAUCAGCGAGAUGGCACGGCCACUCGGGCAUUCUCUAACGUCCAGAUCAAGACGUCGGACGGCAAAUGCCUUUUUGUUGACAAGCUCUCGGGCGACUUUCGCGCCAACUUGACUCCAAUUCAGGUCGCUGACUGCGGGUCGACCGAUGGACAAGGCUGGGACAUCGUCACCGCAGGCAAGCACAUUGAAGGCGACAAUGUAAUGCUUAUUGUCAGCACCUUGACCCAGGCCUGUUUCAACUUUGAUCCGCGUCGCCGGGGAGGGAACCAGGUUUUGCUCUUUUCUUGCGGCGGCCGAGCAGACGGAGGCGGGGAGAUAACCAACUCCCAGCUCUUCGCCUUCGACGGUGGUGCUGGCCCACUCUCUUUCCAGCCCAAGAACCAGGCGGGAUCUUGUCUUGUUGUCAAAGGCAAUGUCAUUGACGUCGCCAACUGCAACGACGGUGAUGCCAAUCAAUCCUUCAGUUUCGGGGACGCCGCAGCAGGGGGUGGUAACAACAACAACGGCGGCAACAACAACAACAAUGGCGGCAACAACAACAACUGUGCCGGCAACAACGGUGGCAAUAUUAUCAAUGCAAGGAGGUCAGCCUCGAGCUGCACCCCCUCUACACGUACGAUAACCGUUGCGCCCACCCAAAGUGAGGGCAGCACAGCAAAACAGACAUCGACUGCCGCUGCGGCGCAAACGACAGGCAUCACCCCCGCAGACGGGAAUGGAGGUGCCGAAGGCGGAGCUGGGACGGGCGGUAUCCCAACAGUGAACCCCACCGAUCCGGUACCCGUGUCUCGGGCCGGCGGCACGCUGCAGCCCACGGCAGCGGCCGAGUCGCACGAGCGAGACGAGACAGCCACGCGAGCCUUCAGCGGCGUCUCCAUCCGCGCACCGAACGGCCAAUGCCUCUUCGUUGACCCGACAGCAGGUGACUUCCGCCAGAAUCUGAUCCCGAUCUCCCUGGUGGACUGCUCUGGCUCCCCCAACGAGAAAUGGGAUGUCAUCACCGAGGGCAAGCACAACAAGCCGAAUCCGAAUCGCCCCGCGGCCUUGGUUGUUAGCGCAUUGACCCAGGGCUGCAUCAGCUUCGAUGGGAGACGUCAAGCGGGCGAUACCGUCACCUUGUUCUCUUGUGGCGGGCGUGCUGAUGGCGAUGGUGAGACGGAUGGCAAUCAGUUGUUCCCCUUCAUCGGACAGACAAGCUUCGCGUUUGCGCCAGGAAACGAGAACAAUCGGACCUGCAUCCUGCCUGGGAAUGGCAGGCUCGAAUCAGGUUCGUGCCCUGACGAUGGCUCUCAGCUGUUUUCCAUCUUCGAGUGAAGUGGAAGUUGGCGGUAUCCAUGCUCCUGGA